This is a messenger RNA of Hypanus sabinus (Atlantic stingray), 4270 nucleotides long. Its product is annotated as zinc finger protein 239-like. The coding region runs from base 1503 to 2135 and encodes 210 amino acids. The transcript is spliced from 4 exons. Lineage: Eukaryota; Metazoa; Chordata; Chondrichthyes; Myliobatiformes; Dasyatidae. Gene Ontology annotation, cellular component: nucleus. The record is from RefSeq and is a predicted model, not a curated record. Gene Ontology annotation, biological process: central nervous system development; regulation of transcription by RNA polymerase II. Gene Ontology annotation, molecular function: DNA-binding transcription factor activity, RNA polymerase II-specific; RNA polymerase II cis-regulatory region sequence-specific DNA binding.
AUGUUCACAGUCUGCGGGUGAACGGUGUUAUCCUCUCCGCUCAGAGCUGAAGUGGGUCGGCUGUGUGUUCGGGAAAGACUUUCGUCUCUUCCGUCGGGAUCACUGUCUGCGGGCCGAAGAUAUCACUUUCCCAUCGACCUGCAGUGAGAGAUUUAUUGGAAGAAAAACCACGACUGAAGACGAGGGAACAGCAACAAGUGAACCAGCCCGAGGACUGAGAGCACCGACUGGAGAGAACCCAUCUGACUCGGAGAUUCCAGUGAUUCAGUCAGGAGAAAGUUUGCCCUGCCUCACUCAGGCACUUAAAGCGACACUCACAGUAAAAGAACCUGCAGUCUCGUAACACAAUGCACCUCUAAAGUCUGACAGCAGACCAGCGAGUGAAUCUUCGAUGGUGCAGAGUCAAAAACCAAAGUGUUGCCAGCCUGAGUCAGGACUUUGGGUCUCCAGAGAGAGAUGGGGUCUAGAGUUUACCAGGAGGAGGAGGAAUCAGACCAGCAGGAUGUGGCUACAAAAGAAAGGUCAGAAACUUUUGGAAACUGGUUGACCGAAAAAAAAAAAAAAAGGUGGUUAAUUUCAGGCAGCAAAUGUGGAGAGGAAUAAAAAUACAAUGUUUAGGCCGAGCCCCUUCAGCAUGCCUAGACUCUAUACACCGCUGCUUCGCUGCUUUCUGAACUGCCGAGUUCCUCCAGCUUUUUGUGUGUGUGUGUCUCUGUAUUCCCAGCAAUUGCAGAAUCUCCAGUGUUUUAUAUCUGCACUUUCCUUUGGCAUUAGGUAUAAGUUGAUAUUGAGUAUAUUGCUUAUGGGAGCCAUUUUCUGCGUUAAAACAGUUGCAGAUUUUUUUCUAUACACACUAUAAAAAAAAUGAGGUUUGGACAUUGAACCGGUGCUUGCAGAAAUGGUUAAUGGCACCAUGAUUACCCAUAGGGCUAUGCGUUAAGAAUCUUGCCGGCGCUGAAGCGCCGAUGAAAUGCCCUGGCAUCAGGCUGAGGCCGUCCCCGAGUAUCACGCAUGCGCGUAGUACACUGAAGGCCUUGAAAAUGUCGGGUGCAGGUUAAAACUGAGAAGGAAUUUGUCUCCAGGAAUCUCAAACACGGCACAACAGUUUUGUUGUCUCUGUCUAUAUAUUUAAGAAGUGGAACAAGGGAUUCAAUCGACAAUCCUUCCUGCUCAGACAGUGGGGAGGGAUUCACUCGAUCAUCCUUCCUGCUCAGACUGUGGAGAAGGAUUCAUUUGGUCAUCUGAGCAACUGGCACGCCCGGCAUUUUACACAGGAGAGAGGCUGUUCACCUGCUUAGUCAGUGGGAAUGGAUUCACUCAGUCAUCUCAACUGAAGGAACAUCAACAAGUUCACACUAGUUGAUGUUCCAUUCACCUGUUCUGUGUGUGAGAAAGGAUUCUGCUUGCCAUCCCAACUGUGGACACACCAGUCAGAUCACACUGGGCAGAGGCUGGUCAUCUGCUGAAUUUCAGGGAAGGGAUUCUCUCGGUUAUCUGACUUAAUGGCACACCAACGUGUUCAUACCAGGGGACAGCCAUUCACCUGCUCAGUCUGUGGGAAGGGAUUCACUCAUUCAUCCAGCCUACAGAGUCAUCAGAGAGUUCACACUGGGGAGAAGCCAUUCACCUGCUCAGUCUGUGGGAAGGGAUUCACUCGGUCAUCCCAACUACAGAGUCAUCAGCGAGUUCACACUGGGGAGAGGCCAUUCACCUGCACACUGUGCGGGAAGGGAUUCACUAGCUCAUCUAAACUGAAGGUGCAUCAGAGAGUUCACACUGGGGAGAAGCCAUUCACCUGCUCAGUCUGUGGGAAGGGAUUCACUCAGUCAUCCAGCCUACAGAGUCAUCAGCAACUUCACACUGGGGAGAGGCCAUUCACCUGCUCAGAAUGUGGGAAGGGAUUCAUACUGUCAUUCUACCUACAGAGACACCAGCGAGUUCACACUGGGGAGAGGCCAUUCACCUGCUCAGUCUGUGUGAAGAGAUUCACUCAGUCAUCCCACCUACGGAAUCAUCAGCGAGUUCACACUGGGGAGAAGCCGUUCACCUGCUCAGUCUGUGGGAAGGGAUUCACUCAGUCAUCACAACUAUUGACACACCAGUCAGUUCACAGUGGGGACUGGCCGUUGUUAUGAAUCCCUGGGUUUCAUUUGCUGUGGACUGUCAUUUUUCGAGAGUGAGAUUAAGAAGGUGAAUCAGUCUGACUUGCAGCUUGUUUAGUUUUAACUGAGGACACAGACACUCAGAGUCAGACGGAGACGAAGGAGGAAAAACUGAAUGAUCGAAACCAGGGAACUGGUGGCCAAGGGUCACUUUUUGGAACUUUCCUAUGCCCACAAGGGUGGGCUAAUUAUCGUUCACCGUACAUCGAAUGUGUGGUUGUCACCUCGUUUGAUCCAUAGGAGUGGAUCGGAUUUGGCGCAUCCUGUGGAGACCACUUAUGUGUUAACCCUUGCCUGGCUGUGGUGUGGUAGUUCACUUGAAGAUGAUACACCUUGUGACAAGUCACUUUUGGUGAUAAUUUGUAUGUGGAUUUGGAGCGAUGACGGAUAAAAUCUACAGCAACUGUUCUCUUGUUUUACCACCAUGAAACCUGUGCAAUUCUACAUAUUUGUGUUCUCUCGCCUUUUACCCUGGAUUACAAAUCUCUCUCUCUCAUCGCCUAUUCUGUAGUUGAACUGAACUUUCAUACUUCACCAUCUCAAGACUCUAAGCCUUGUUUCCCCCGAGCUCAAUAGUUUGGGAGUUACAUUUACACACAUUUAUAAACUUAACACUGUUAACAUCUGUUUAUCUUGUUUAAGUUGCAAUAUUACAAGUAGAUGCUAAUAAAGAUAGAUUUAACAUCAAAACCAGACUCCAGGUGUAGUCUAUUGCUGCUGGUUUGUUUCUAAAGCGUUAUGGUUCAUAACAAAUUUGGGGCCUGCAUCUGAGAUAUUUACAAAUUUGGGGGGCUAUUGAUCGAUUAAUUAUCGAUUUGAUUGGGUAAAUCCCUUUUGAUUUAUUUGUGUGUGGAAAUCAGCAGCAAUGGACAUUUAUAAAUUUCUGGAAGCACCAACCCCUGAGGCAUCAGGAAAAGCCAAAAAGAAUGAAUUGCUGACUGUUGCUAAUGGGCUGAAUCUUAAGCAGGUAAGGGGGUGUGAAGGACCAGGGCAAGCAUAAAACCGAGAGAGGAGGUACAGGUAAACCAAUAGGGGUUUUAUUAUAAAAUAUAGGCAUCCACCCCCUUUUUCAGAGACUGGGAUCCCUGUUUCUACCGGUAAUAAUGUGCAUUUCAAUGUGUUCACCUCUCAGUCCUCGAUUCUCUAAAUGAAAGGGUUAUCCACAUUUGAUUUUUCUUUAUAUGAUGUCCCAACCAUUUCAGGGAUCAGUCUAUUGAAACUUCAUUGCACUCUCUAUAACAAAUACUCUCUAACCACUUUGUUAAUCCUCUGUGCAAAAAAAUGCCCAUCUUCCACAGCCCCGUGUUGCCCCAACCACUCACCUCCUACCCCUGUCAUUGGCCCCACUUGCGCGUCAACUGUCCCAAUGUUAAUCCCUCUGCUCACCACCACCAUGUGCUCAGACAUUUCCACAAAUUUCCACCGGGACAAACAUCCUUUCACACCAUCUUCUUCCUUUCAAUAAAAUCCCUCCUCUCCCUCCCCAGGAACUGGCAUCAAACCGACGGACCGAGCGGUCUCCGACCUCUCGGCGACACAUCAGACUCCGGCCGCAGGAGACGCUUCACAAACGCCCCAACAUCCCUUGGAGGGAAAUGGACAUAAAUCAAAAAACGGACAUUUAUUCCGCUGUGAUGUGGAGUUUGAGGCCGGAGCGGGAGGCGAAAUCAGUGGGGGUAACGCCCUCUGGACGUCCACCUCUGCGACUGGUGGUAACAAGUGAUUGGCAUCGCUUUGCGCCAAUGGGAAUAGCACAGCCCUUGAAUCCUCUGUUGACAGCGGUGGGGGUGGGCUGGUCACGUGAUUAUUAGCCCAGCUAUUAAACUGAUAAAGCCCGAGCUCAGCAGAGCAUGGAUGACGUAAGACGCUGCGCACGUAAGGGCAGAUCCCGGUGUGGGAAGCCCAUGCGUGACGUUAGGCACGAGGGGGUUCUGUGUGACGUCACCUGUGGGGAUGCGCUCGCAUUUAAAUGCACCUUAAUGUGCGUUUCUUAUGAUUUCAGAGGGACAACAUUAAUCACGGGUUUCAUUACCGAAUCCAGUGUUGUGAGAUGUAAAGCCCCCUGUAAUGUGUCCGGCAUAUCCCUUUUGAUUUAUUUGUGUGUGGAA